AUGAGUCGGCUGUUGCAGAAGGCUCCAUUAACAUCGGUGUUUCAAAGCUUGGUUGGAGCUCAUGGACGUUCCAGUAGCCGAGUGUUUGGGAUACUUCAGAACUAUGUGGGAGUGUCAUCUUGUAGAAAAUCUGUUUGUGGAUUUAGAGCUCUUUGCACUGACAAAGAUUUGUCAAUAAAGAAGUGUGUCCCUUGCGACUCAAAGGAUCUGCGACCCAUGACUGAACAAGCAGCAAGUGAUUUAAUCACAAAGGUGGAUGGAUGGAAUUUGGUGAGUGAAGGUGAUGCAUUGAGACUGAAAAAGUCAUGGAAAGUUAAGACCUUCACAAAAGGACUGGAAAUGUUUAAGCUCAUAGCUGAUGUUGCAGAAGCAGAAGGUCAUCAUCCAGACCUUCAUCUUGUUGGAUGGAACAAUGUAACAGUAGAGAUAUGGACGCAUGCAGUCGGCGGAUUGACCGAGAACGACUUCAUUCUUGCUGCUAAGAUCAAUGCACUCAACAUGCAACAUCUGUUGAGGCGGAAAGCUACCAAUUGA
This is a messenger RNA of Prunus armeniaca (apricot), 534 nucleotides long. NCBI's taxonomy places the organism in Eukaryota, Viridiplantae, Streptophyta, Magnoliopsida, Rosales, Rosaceae. The record is from the annotation of a GenBank genome assembly.